Symbiodinium natans is the source of this 1677-nucleotide messenger RNA. Lineage: Eukaryota; Dinophyceae; Suessiales; Symbiodiniaceae. The record is from the annotation of a GenBank genome assembly.
AUGGCAUUUGCUAGAGAUGUCUUUCCCUGGCGCGGUCCGCAUGCCCCCGUUCGACUGGCGGAUGCCCGAAGUGCGAUUCCGAUGCCGAUGGCACGUGGAUGGAUGCCACUUUCAGGAAGGAGGCCCUCAAGGCACUUCGCUCCAACUCAGAGGGCUUCCUACGAUGACCUCUCGUGGGGGCAGGUAGCCGCGUCCGUGCUCGCAGGCAUUGCAUGCGCGGCAGUGUCCGAGUCAAAGGUGAGGCAUCCUUCAGAGAGCCAGGACUCAAGUUGGCGGGAGUUCCGUGCGCGACUGGUGCAGAAGGAGCAGGCGGAGAGCGGCAAGGACAUGCUGCAGAGUGAGGAUGCUGGUUGGCUGCAUUCCACAACGCUCAUCGAGAAGGGUUCCGUGCUGAUAUCACGUAGCGGGGACCAGUUCACCUUGGAUCAGCAAUACUUUCUGCACUCAAUCAUCCUCAUCUUGAAGAGGGAUCAAGGUGGGGAUGUCGGUGUGAUCUUGAACCGCCCAUCGGAAUGGAGCGUGGAAGACCUGGGUGUGCAACGACCCAAUGCCCUGAAGGAAGCGGAGCUACAGCUGAGGAAACUUCUGGCGAGCCUUGCUAACUUGGGUGGGCCACGUGUCGAGGAGCAGCCAUGGAAAGUCUCCUACGGUGGGCCCCUGCAUUCCGCACGGGAUGCAGAGCGUGGGCAGCCGACACUGCUGUGUCUGUACCGUUGUGACGGUGACAGCGACCAGGGAGAGGAGAUCAUCCCUGGCCUCCGUUGGCUGCCCUUCAGCCGCGCAAGGGAGAUGGUGGCAGCAGGCGCCAGGCAGGAGGACUUCCUAGUCCUCUCGGGCUACUGCGGCUGGCACCGUGGUCAGUUGCAAGAGGAGCUGGACGCUGGCAGCAGCUGGUUGCUCGCUGCAGCGGAUCACCAAGCUCUUUUUGGCCGAAAGGGAUUGCUCAGCGCCAACCGAAACCUGGGCCUCAGCCGGUGGAAGAAGUUGCACGAGAAGUUCCUUGACUUUGCCUCCAUCGAGAGCCACGAUGACACGACCUCCGAGGCGGCGCUCAAGCGAUGGAUGGCAGACCUCGCACCGAGGCACCUAAACCCAUCAAACCCUUCACUCAGGGCGUGCUCUGAGCGCCGUCUCCCGGCGAUCAUGGCGGGAAGUCUCCUCCGCGGUUCAGCUUCGCAUUGGAUUCUUGGGGGUCCAACUGAGCUGAGACCUUCAAAGUCCGGCACCAGCAGUAGCCAGCCACCAGCACAGUACCUGCACAAGAGCGUGCUCCUGGUUCUGACCGACAUCACGCCGGAUCAACCCUCUGUACUGGUGCUUCUCACGGGGCCGAAGAUUGGAGAGCUACCAAAGGGCAAAGGGGACGUUUUCUUCGGAGGGUGGGCGCAGCCCAGAAAGACGCAUGAAGUUCUUCAAGUACCUGGUGGCUACAUCUGGGGCCAGUUGACCUUUGCCCCCGGCAUCUUACAGGAGCUCCUGGAUUUGGGUGCAGUGGAAGAGGCAUAUGGGUCGACUCUGCGCGAGGUUCUCGAAGCUCCCCCGGCACUUCGCUGGGCCACUGCAGGAGGAUGCCUCGACAGCAUCAAUGAAGCGUCAGCGGCUUUGCUAGGGAAUGCUCAGCAGAAGCAGUGGUAUCGACACUACCUGGGCAUAGCUGUCGAAGAGCUCCGUGAUUGA